This is a messenger RNA of Linepithema humile (Argentine ant), 3208 nucleotides long. The record is from RefSeq and is a predicted model, not a curated record. Lineage: Eukaryota; Metazoa; Arthropoda; Insecta; Hymenoptera; Formicidae.
AUGCCUGAAGCGUGGCGUAUGAUCAUGUUAGGCUAUCAGGAUGUAUUAUCCUCUCGACGGAAGUUCUCUCGACAAGGAGCUCCGUCGCAUCCACCGGAAAUCGGCGGCGACCCGAUCGCCGCCACCGUUGGCCAGGAUUACGAGGUAUCCGACAUUCAGUGCAGCGGCGCAGGAUCAGCGGCCGAUCUUCUGACAGCGAAGAUCAAAAGGCCGGUUGGCUUCAGAGGUACGCCGCUCUUUGCCGACGACAGAUCGGCGAAUCCGCUCGCCGACAUUCACUGCCAGAUCAGGCCGGACCCGAACGAUCCGCAGGAGGAUAACUACUUCCUGAAGGUGACUGACUUCUCCCGAUGCGGCAUCCUCAAGAGAAACGGAUUCAUUCAUCUGCGAGUGUGGUUCCCGGCUUUUCCCGGCGUGGUGAUGCUGGCCGACCAGGAGCUGAUCCUGAUGUGCCGGCCGCCCGAGCCGACGCUGCUGAGGCACAAGGCUGCCGGUUUCGCUGGCACUUUUCCGCACGGCGCCAGGGUGUCCGGCGUGGUGGAGGAGACGCCGGGCCGGCUCGAGUACGAAGUGGCCCUUUAUCGCGAGGCGACCGGCAAUGUGUCCGAUAGCUCGCAGACGGUCGAUCAGGCGGUGCCGAUUGGCACGAAGCUACAACUGCGCGCCCGCAUCAGUCCGGACAGCGCUUGGGGUUACAUUAAACUACUGGAAGUGACGGUCAGUCCCGAUCCGGAUCAGCCACACGCUCACGGUAGCGUCGUGCUCGUAAAGGACGGCUGCAGGAAUCGCGAUUUCGCGUCCAUCAUCCCGCAUCAGCCGGCGCGGUAUCGCGAGCGCAAGAAUGAAGUCUUUCUCGACUUCGAGGCCUUUCUGCUGAGCUCGAUGAGAGAGCGCUCUACCCUCUGGAUUCAUUCGCAGAUAAAGGCGUGCAUGGAACCGCAGGACUGUCAACCGGACUUCUGUCUGGAUCUCUUCGAACCCUCGGGACAUGGGAAAAAGAGGAAAAGAGCAGCGGUCGAGGCAAAUGUGGAAGCAUCAGGCGAGUUUCUUCCGAGAGUCGAGCGUUUGAUCAAAAGAUAUAACGACUCUACGCCAUACACGAAAUUUAAGGAGAACAUUGAAUAUACGGUCACAAUGCCGGAAGAACUGUACGACAAGGUAGCGGCUGGCCUCGAAGGCAGCUGCGGGAAUUUUCUUUACGUAGCGACGGGAUUGGGCGUACUGUUGGUGUUAUCGGCCUUCAUCAUGUGCUACUUGGCGUCGCGUCUUCACAGCCUAUCCACGACGAUGCAGCAGAAUAAGUCUAUCGAUGAGCUGGUCAGAGACCGUACUAGGAAGUAUUGCGACACCACGCCCGGCUACACCGGGCGCUCAACGAUGCAAUAAAGCAAUGCACGAUCGAGAAGAGAUGCGAAAACACUCUUCGCGAAAUGUAUAUUAUGUCACGAUGUAAAGCAUAACGUAUGUGUUAUCAUUGAUUGAUGUUACGCUUUGAAACGAGAACUGCGUAAUUUACAAAAAGGAUGAUAUUAAAAUUACAAAUCAUUGCUUGAUUUUUGCAUUUUAAAAGCGCAAAAUACUUUUUCUACUUAAAAAAAGAGACAUAGUGUUAUGUCAACGAUAUAAUAUUAUACGUUAUGUUGUGCGUCAAGUUUAUCGAGAAGUGAUUCUGACUGCGAAAAAAACUUUUAUAGAGAUUCCGAAUAAUGUUCGGACGAGCGAACGACACCGCCCACUGUAGAAUAAAAAUAGUUUUUAUGACGUAGACGUUCGAAGACAAACAUUGGCAAACGAGUGUACUUUCGAUGAGAUAAAAUCAAUUUAAAUUAACGAUUGACGAACCGCAGAUAAAUUGGUAAUUUUUGAAAGAAAUAUUUUUUUGUCAGAUAUAUCGAAAGUAUUAAAUUCUAAUUGUCUAAAUUCUAUUAAUGUAGAUACGAUAGCUUACACAGCACGUGUUUACGUUUUCAUGAGCAAGUGCCGCUUAAAGUAAUUUUUUUCUACACAAACACUUGGAACCGUUCUAUUUCGCUUAGUUUUCCAUUUCUCAAUUCUUUGACGCUGGUAAGAAAAUAUUUAAAUUGACUUGUUGCAGAUAUUAUGAUUGUGUUAUAAAAAUAUGUAAUAAUAUAGCAUAUACCUAUAUUAUUCCACUGCUUAAUUAAAUUUCUCCCAUAAACAAUCAAACGAGUAAAAAAUUACUCUACUAAAAAAUUGAGUUCUUUAACUUGAGCGUUUCUUUUCUGGGUCAAAGAAUUCCGAUAGUUAGUUAACUUUUAGUGCACGAUUCUCUCCGAACAUCGCGCACAUCAUGCAGAUUCCGUUGGAAGUUUCACGAUCUAUCGUUAUUGCUCAAAUACAGAAGACGGUCUCACUACAAUAAGUCUCUCGAACGUGCAAUGCUAUCACGUGACCUGAUCAAACGGGUAGAUCAUCCAUCGAUCGCUCGUGCAAUACGUAGGAUAAGAACCUCGCCAGAUGCGAAGAAACUUGGCGGGGCGAAACAUUUUGUUUGGGUGGUUGCACGAAUUUUUAUCUCACGUUGUAAAUAAACACAUAUGGCAAAGCGUCUUGCUUUUACAACAAACUCUUUAACAGCGACUAUAUAUAAUUGUAAUUGUCUAUGUGUAUGUUAUUACAAUUGUCUACACGUUUAAACAACGAACAGAUAAUAAUAGUCGCACGUACGUCGCAUCAUUAUGUUUGCUAUUUCAUAAUCAUUUAAUAGAUAUUUUAAUUUAAAUGGCCGGUUUAUUUCCGACUGAUAAACACAGCAAUAUUUGUUAACCGACAUAGCUAUUUUGAAUAUAAUUCGUAAAAUAAGAGAAUAUGUCAUUAAAAUUCUGCUACAAUUUAAAUUUAAUGAGUUAUAAAUUGAGCAAUAGCUAGAGAUUGUUCAAAUAAUUAUAAGGACUCUAUACGGAAUUGCAAUGAGGAAAGAUAUAACCACUAGUAAGAGGCUUUUUCGCGAACCGUGUCAUAUGUAAAAGACUCUCGAAUUUUGUUCGACGGAAGAAAAGAAUCGUUCGAUAAAAUGUGCGUCAUAAAAGGAUGUUGUAUAAAUUAUUGUAUUAAUAAUCACGACCUUCUCAUCACAGCAACAAAUUACACAACCGUACUUUGACAAUUGACUUUUUUGCAAAAAUCUCGAACGAUUGAUUAAAUUAAGUGAAAACAUAUUCACGUUAGAAUUAUAUGGAUAAUAUUU